AUGACGAAAGCAGUUGAAGAAGUUAUUAGCGAAUUUAACAAACUUGUUAAUAUGUCUGUAGAGGAAUUAGAGGAAUUCCUCAAAACUGAAGAAUCACAAAAUGCAGGUUGGGGUGAAGGUGAAGAAUCAGUUGGGCAUAAUAGCGGUCGUAACAUUGUUGACAUUCUUAAGAAUAACCCAGAAAAGAAACCAGAAAGCUACGAUGAAUCUGCCUUGGAACAUAUGAGAAAAGUCGUCGCAUACUGUAAUCGUCAUAUUCAGGGUGAACUCUCAUCACUUGAAUCAAAGACUGCCGAUGAAGUCAAACAAGCAAAGUCUUACCUCAGCUUGAAGAACUGGGGACAUGAUGUUCUCAAAUAUCUCAACAAAGGUGAUGAAGAGAAGACUGAAGAGAAGCCAGCUGAAGAAAGUAAAGAAGAACAGCCAGCUGAGAACAAAGAAGAACAACCAACUGAACAACCUGAACCUGAACAACCAGCUGAGGAACAAAAGGAAGAUGCUUCUGCUCAAGACGAUAAGAAAGACGAAGAAGCCGCUCCAGCCCAAGAGGAAGAGAAAAAGGAAGAAACUCCAGCUGAUGCACCUGACGCAGCUGAAGCUCAAGAUGAUGGUCCAGCUCCAGAGGAGCAAGAAGACACCCAAAAUACUGAUGCUGAAAAGCGUAAGACUGACGCACCUGAACAAGAGGCCUCACAGAAAGCCCAAAAGACUGAAAACACUGAAUCAGCUCCAACUAGAAGAUCAACCAGAGGUGCGAAGCCAAUCAAAUCUUACAACGAAGAUGAAGACGAUGAGUAA
Molecule: messenger RNA, 798 nt
Organism: Wallemia mellicola CBS 633.66
Lineage: Eukaryota; Fungi; Basidiomycota; Wallemiomycetes; Wallemiales; Wallemiaceae
Exons: 2
Coding region: 1-798 (265 amino acids)
Source: RefSeq, a predicted model, not a curated record